This is a messenger RNA of Tachysurus vachellii, 2243 nucleotides long. It is a transcript of the gene tmlhe, whose product is annotated as trimethyllysine hydroxylase, epsilon. Gene Ontology annotation, molecular function: trimethyllysine dioxygenase activity; iron ion binding. The record is from RefSeq and is a predicted model, not a curated record. Gene Ontology annotation, cellular component: mitochondrion. Lineage: Eukaryota; Metazoa; Chordata; Actinopteri; Siluriformes; Bagridae. Gene Ontology annotation, biological process: carnitine biosynthetic process. The coding region runs from base 442 to 1680 and encodes 412 amino acids. The transcript is spliced from 8 exons.
GUGAGAGAAGGAGAGAGAGAGAGCGAGAAAGAGAGAGAGAAAGAUAGAUAGAUAGAUAGAGAACAGGGCGAGAACAGUCUCUUCUGUUUAAUGAUUAAUUUUAGUGACUACAGCUGUAUUUUUUUUUCAUCAAAGGCGUGAAUUACAUGUCAUAUUGUAGAACGAAUAGAUAGAUAGAGAGAGAGAGAGAGAGAGAGAGAGAGAGAGAAGGAAAGAGAGAGAGAUAAAGAGUGAGGGAGAGAGAGAGAGAGAGAAAGAGUGAGGGAGAGAGAGAGAGAGACACAUAGAGAGAGGGAAAGAGAGAAGGAAAGAGAGAUAGAGAAAGUGAGAGUGAGACACAUAGAGGGAGGGGGAGAUAAAGAGAGUGAGUGAGAGAGAGGGAGAAAGAGCGAGAGAGAGUAAAGUUCUUCAGUCCAGUCAUCUUUCUAACACACAUCUUUCAUGGCUUUACUCCAGACAUUUGUGAAGCUACGAGGGUCUGUGAGGUCUGCGUCCCGGGCCUGGGGUCCUGCACCCGUACUGCUGGGAAAGAAAAGAUGGCAGCACACGGCGCCGGAGGAUACGUGUAACUGGCAGCUGCUAGACGACUGCUUCGAGCUUCGUUACGGCGGUCAGGUGAUGCACUUUAACUACGUGUGGCUGAGGGAUCACUGUCGCUCGGCCUCGUGUUACAACUCCAAAACAAACCAGCGCAACCUGGACACCGGCAGCAUCGACCUGAACAUCCGACCCACCAAGACGCGAGUGGACGAGGAGAAUCUCUUCCUCACGUGGCCCGACGGUCACGUUACACGCUACAACCUGGCCUGGCUAGCAAAGAACAGCUACGAGGGCCAGAAAUGGAGCGCUAUGCAACCGCGCAUCCUGUGGAACUCAGAGAUUUACUCCGACGCCAAGGUGACUUCAGCCAACUGGGAAAAGUUUAUGAGCUGUGAUGAAGAGUUGAAAACGUUUCUGAACAACUUCUUACUGUACGGCAUCGCGUUCGUAGAAGACGUCCCGGCUACGAUCGACGCGACCGAAACGGUGACCAAAAGAAUUAGCAUUAUCAGAGAGACGAUGUACGGCCGAAUGUGGAGUUUCACCUCCGAUUUUUCGCGCGGCGACACGGCGUACACGAAGCUGGCUCUGGACCGCCACACCGACACGUCUUACUUCCAAGAGCCUUCUGGGAUUCAGGUGUUCCACUGUCUGAGACACGAGGGAACCGGCGGCAGGACUCUGUUAGUGGACGGCUUCUACUCGGCUAAUAAAGUGCUCGAGCGAUCUCCUGAAAACUUCGAGCUCCUCUCGCGUGUCCCCAUCAAACACGAGUUCAUCGAGAAUCUCGGUAACCAGAGCAACCACAUGAUCGGCAUCGGCCCCGUUCUCGGCGUCUACCCCUGGAACAAGGAAGUCUACAUGAUGAGAUAUAACAACUACGACCGUGCGGUGAUCAACACGGUUCCUCACAACAUGGUCCAGCGUUGGUAUGUGGCACACAGACAACUCACUGACGAGCUCAGGAACCCCGAGAACGAGCUGUGGGUCAAACUUAAACCGGGCAAGGUUCUCUUUAUCGAUAACUGGCGAGUGCUGCACGGUCGAGAAUCCUUCACGGGACUCCGUCAACUCUGCGGCUGCUAUUUGACCAGAGACGACGUGCUCAACACGGCUCGUUCGCUGGGUCUUCAGGCUUGAUCGUCGUCUGACCAGCACUAGAACACCAAGCACCAAAGAACAAGCUUAAUCAGUGUAGACUAGCAAAAAAAAACCCAAAACUGCAGAAUUAAGGAAAUCUUUGAAUGUCAGAAACUCAAGUUAAAUGAUAUGAAGUUCCUCGUCACCGCAAACGAAGAAUCGUUCCUACGGUUCUGUCAGUUUUAUGAAAGAUACGUUAGAAGAUACGGCGCACAGGGAAACGAGGCUCGGUACGUUUUGAAAAUGCUGUCAAAUAUAGGAAUUUACUAUAUGGAGAACUGACAGUGUUGUUAUAAGAUGUUACAGUAAUCAAGCUUCCAGGAAAACAGACAGGAUUUUUUAGUUCAAACUGACAUUUAUACACAUUAAAUCACAGCAAUUAACCUUUCUGUUAUAGUUCAACUAACAUCAUGUGCAAAUUACAGUAUUUAAGACGUUAUGAAAAAAUACUGUUAUUUUCAUUUUAGUAAUCAUUUUAUUAUUAUUAUUAUAAUUAUUAUGUCUGGUUGUUUUGGGAUUUAUAUAAAUCUACAAAAUAAAGACAAAGUAAGUAAACACGGCAA